CAGCAUAAAGUCAGCUUUGAUAAGCUUGCCUUUUCUCAAUAUUUAUACUUUAAAAUUUAAACUUUUGAUCCUUUCGGUCUAAAUUAUGGCAACUGAUAUGCCCGAUGAGAAAUUUCUAUGGAACGUUUUUCAGAGUGUCGAUAAGGACAAAAGUGGUUAUAUUUCAGCUAACGAGCUUCAAGAGGCUCUCUCCAAUGGCACUUGGUCAGCUUUUAAUUCAGAGACAAUUCGAUUGAUCAUCGGCAUGUUUGAUCGAGAGAAUCGAGGAAGUGUUUCAUUUCGUGAUUUUGGAGCUUUAUGGAAAUAUAUAACUGAGUGGCGAAAUUGUUUUUUUACCUUUGAUAAAAACAAUUCGGGCAAUAUUGACAAUAAUGAAUUGAAAUCGGCACUUUCGGCAUUUGGUUAUCGUCUGUCUGAUCCAUUAAUUCAAAUAUUACUGCACAAAUUCGAUCGUUUUGGCCAGGGAAAUAUUCUUUUCGAUGACUUCAUACAAUGUUGUAUUGUUCUGCAGACAUUGACUUCUGCGUUCAAGUUUUACGAUACCGAUAUGAAAGGCAUCAUCACAAUUGACUACGAUCAGUUCUUAAGAAUGGUAUUUUCUUUAAAAAUAUAACUAAAAAUUAUAAUAAUAUUAAACAUUGAAAAAUCUAU
Molecule: messenger RNA, 651 nt
Organism: Drosophila sulfurigaster albostrigata
Lineage: Eukaryota; Metazoa; Arthropoda; Insecta; Diptera; Drosophilidae
Product: programmed cell death protein 6-like
Exons: 1
Coding region: 86-613 (175 amino acids)
Molecular function (GO): calcium ion binding
Source: RefSeq, a predicted model, not a curated record